CACAGGCAGUAUGUUGCUGUUUCCAGUCCUUCUUGCGACUUCAUUAUGGUCCUGUGUAGACAUGCAGUCAGCACCAGUGCAAACCCCUGAGCUGCAGAAGCAGGUGAAAGGCAUGUCUGCCAGCAUGUCAUGCCGACUGGGGGACAAAACUGUCAUGCACUGGUACAGGCAGCUUCCCGGGGAGCCACCAAAGAGGAUUCUGUACGUGUCAGGAGGGACGCCUGUUUUUGACGACAGCAACGAUAGAAAUAAAUUUCAAGCUCGGAAUCAUCCUACUGAGCCUGUAUAUGGUCUCACGAUAAAUUCUUUAACGCCGAGGGACUCUGGAAUUUAUUACUGUGCAUACUGGUUUUAUCAAGGAACCACAGCAUUAGCCGGGCAAAGGAUUGGUUAUUACAACAAGGUGUUUGGUUCAGGUACAAAACUCAUUGUCUCCGAAAAAGGAAGUUCUCCACCAGCAAACACUGAAAUCCUGCAGAAAAAACAUGGAAAUCAGAUAAUGUAUGUUUGCAUAAUUGAGAAAUUCUACCCAGAACUUAUUAGGGUGACAUGGACUGAUGAAGAAAAGGAGAUAACAGACAAUGUAGUAAAAGGUGACACUUGGCAGUCCACAAAAGAGGAUGAAUACUCAAUUGCCAGUUGGUUAACUGUACCAGCAGAGAACAAAGACAAGAAGUAUUACUGCAAAUACGAGCACGAAGAGAAAAAGGAUUCACUGCCAGCACAAGUAGAUUCCAUAGAUUCUAUGAAGACUGCUCCUCAGGAAGAGGACUGCAAAACAGUUUUUAACAGAGAUCAGUUAAUGCACAGGACAGCAUAUUUAGUAUAUGUCAUCCUUCUUCUGAAGAGCUUCAUGUACUACCUUAUCGUACUCUUCUUCAUCUGCAGAAUGUGGGCUUCAACCAAACACCAAGGAAAGAAAGCAUAAAGGAUUAUGGAUUAAGAAAGGGCUACAAAUUGAUCUUCAAUUUACUUUGCCAUAUGCUUACCUAUAUAGACUCCCCUGCUCUGAGUGUUAGAUGUAACAGAAAAAAAAAAUCCCAAAAUAAUUUUCAGGCAUUAGUGCAUAAGGGCUCAUUUUGCUUUAUUGCUAGUGUUCUUGUAUCAGUCUGGUCUUCCUAUUGUUUUUCUGAAUAUUGAAUAAAGAUACACAAUAGGAAUAUUGUAUUUUAAAUUUAAUAUUGCAUUUUAAUCCAAAGUCCAUUGUGCAAAGUGAAGGAGGUAGCCAUGCUAAAAGUAGCUAUGCAUGCAGAAGCUUAGGAGUGUAACAGGGUUAUUGACAUAUGAAGCACAGAUGUGUUUUGUCAUCACAUUUAAGGCUUAAUUAGGAGCAUUUCUGUGCAGUAAAUGCACAGGUAUUUGUUCAUUUUUACUUUCAGUGAUUUGUUGCAACUCUCAUGUAUCCAACAAAUCAGGAAUUAAUGAUUCUGAAGUGAUGUGCUUUAAGAUACAAUUAAAUAAAACUUUAGCAAGUGAACAGAAGAAUUUUGAAUGAAGAAGUCAGACGAGAAUAUAAGCAAUUCUAGGGUGCACACAUUCAGAAACUCAAGAAAUCCACCAGUGCUGUGACACAGUUUGAAAAUCUGCACAUCAUAAUUUUUUAAAAAAGAAAACAAUCACAAUGAUCAUGAAUAUCACUUUGUUGAAAGUCACCUUUUUUAAUUAAGCAAAACUUCAAAUGUGAAGCUUUAGUAAAGUAUUUUCACAAUAGAAGAAAAAUUCUCAGAGACUUUGAACCCUUAAUCUCCAAUUUCCACAAAUCAGUUUCUUUCAAAUUUAUGUAGGAAAAUAGRAAGAAGACUUAUUGGAAUAAAAUGCUUGGUUUUCAGCAAAACAGUGUUCUAGGUUUGGAGAUAAGCACUUGAAGCAUUUACACCUACUGUGUCUAUGAUGAUGAUGGCAAUAAAAGCUUUCCUCCAGCUGUCUUUAUGAGGCCUGUGUUUCUUCUCCAACAUUU
Messenger RNA from Malurus melanocephalus (red-backed fairy wren), 1957 nucleotides. RefSeq names its product immunoglobulin kappa light chain-like. The transcript is spliced from 6 exons. The coding region runs from base 11 to 928 and encodes 305 amino acids. The record is from RefSeq and is a predicted model, not a curated record. NCBI's taxonomy places the organism in Eukaryota, Metazoa, Chordata, Aves, Passeriformes, Maluridae.